Amorphotheca resinae ATCC 22711 is the source of this 1485-nucleotide messenger RNA. RefSeq lists its product as hypothetical. Gene Ontology annotation, cellular component: mitochondrion. NCBI's taxonomy places the organism in Eukaryota, Fungi, Ascomycota, Leotiomycetes, Helotiales, Amorphothecaceae. The transcript has a single exon. The record is from RefSeq and is a predicted model, not a curated record. Gene Ontology annotation, biological process: glycerophospholipid biosynthetic process. The coding region runs from base 1 to 1485 and encodes 494 amino acids.
AUGCCCGCCUACGAAGAUAAAGAUCAAGCGGCCGAUUCCUCCGAUAAGGUGCAGGCAGCCACCGCCAAUGGAGGCUCUGCCCCCAAGCACUCCAAUCCCACCCUGGCUGUGCCGGGUGCCGACGAUGAAGGCCCAAUCGAAGUGCCCGCCUCGCGAUCCUCCAUCGCCGAGAGCGAGCAUCUCAUGCACUCUCUGAGCAUGUCUCCCUCGCAGGUCGAGCGACGGAGUUCCAGAAACAGCUUCGGGGCUUCCCUCCCCAUCCCCCGAUCAAGACGCCAGUCGCGCCAGUCGCGCCUCUCCUCCGUCACCCUGGCAGAUGGCCGCCCCGCGAGACCUGGGAUGCCGGCCAUCCAGCCCAGCCGGGAGAUCCUUUCGUCCCAGGUCCAGGACAUGUCGGCUGUCAAGACGAGCGCCGCCAAGGACAUGGCCUUUGCCUUCGACAUUGAUGGUGUCCUCGUCCACGGUGACCGCCUGAUCCCCGAAGGCCGCCGCGCCCUCGAGAUCCUGAACGGGGACAAUGAGCUCGGCAUCAAGAUCCCCCACAUCUUCCUCACCAACGGAUCCGGCAAGCCAGAAGCGGCUCGCUGCGCCCAGCUCUCCAAGAUCCUCGGCUCGCCCAUCUCCACCGAGCAGUUCAUCCAGUCGCACACCCCCAUGUCUGCGCUGGCUGAGUACUACGACACUGUCCUGGUCGUCGGUGGCGAGAAGUACCAGUGCCGCGAGGUCGCCAAGCAGUACGGCUUCAAGGAUAUCGUCGUGCCCAACGACAUCUACGCCUGGGACCCCACCAUCUCCCCCCUGAAGGAGUUCUUCACCGCCGAGCAACGCGCCACGUCCAACCCCCGCGACUUCCACAAGGUCAAGAUCGAUGCCAUCCUGGUCUUCUCCGACUCGCGUGACUACGCCACUGAUCUCCAGAUCAUCAUGGAUCUCCUCCAGUCCGAGAAUGGUGUCCUCGGCACGCGCGCCAAGGAUCCCGUCUCGCAGCGCAUCCCCAUCUACUUCUCCCAGGGAGAUCUCCUCUGCCCUACCGAGCACCCCUUCCCCCGUAUGUCGCAGGGAACCUUCAGGAUCGCCCUCGAGGCCAUCUACAAGCAGAUUACCGGGGUGGAGCUGGAGCGUGUCGUCUAUGGCAAGCCCGAGUUGGCAACAUACAAGUAUGCUGAUGAGGUGAUGGCCUCGUGGAUGGAGGUGAUCCACAAUGACGAGCGCCUGCCCAAGAAUAUCUACAUGAUCGGUGACAACCCGCAAUCCGACAUCAUCGGAGGGAACAUGUACGGCUGGAAUACCUGCCUGGUCCGCACUGGUGUGUACCAAGGCGAGGGCAACGACAAGGAGAACCCAGCCAGCUUUGGCGUGUUCAACAAUGUGCUGGAGGCGGUGCAGGCCGCUCUGAGAAAGGAGCUAGGUGACGAUUUCAAGUUUAACUGGAGCGAUUCGAUGAACCCUGUCACUGGACAGUACUCGGUGUCAGCGAUUGAAUAA